This is a messenger RNA of Babjeviella inositovora NRRL Y-12698, 444 nucleotides long. Its product is annotated as phosphatase. NCBI's taxonomy places the organism in Eukaryota, Fungi, Ascomycota, Pichiomycetes, Serinales. The record is from RefSeq and is a predicted model, not a curated record. The transcript has 2 exons. Gene Ontology annotation, molecular function: protein tyrosine phosphatase activity. Gene Ontology annotation, cellular component: nucleus; cytoplasm. The coding region runs from base 1 to 444 and encodes 147 amino acids.
AUGCUUCAGCCAAUCUACGCUUUAAGCGAUCUCCAAUUCAUUGGUUCGCGCACCCUCAGGGCGUGGUUCAGAGGUGGUUCGCCAAACGGUCAGGGAAACUUCGCCGUGGUCGACGUUAGAGAGUCGGAUUUCAUCGGUGGCCAUAUCAAGGGCUGUCUCCACUACCCUGCUGGCCGCUUCAUGGAAACCAUACUUGAACUCCAAGAGAAAUUAAAGGCGUACGAUGACGUGGUGUUCCAUUGCGCCUUAUCCCAGGUUCGCGGUCCCUCCUCCAGCUUGAAGUUCUUGCGCUCCUUGAACGAGUUACCUCCCCUGGAACGUGCAGGCUUUGAACAUCUCAAUGUAUGGGUCCUCAAAGGUGGCUUCACCGAGUGGCAGGCCGAGUUCGGUGAGGAUAAGGAAGUCACAGAGGACUACCAAAAGGAUUUAUGGGAGUUUUACUGA